CGAGCGCGCACGCUCUGCUUUCCGGCAGCGUGGCACUGCUGGUGGAGAAAGAUGCGGAGGAAGAUGUCUGAAUCUCAUGCCGAGGCGGGAAACGAGAUGCCGAAUAACAAAAAGCAGAAAUUAAGUAGUGAUGAAAACAGCAACCCCGAUUUAUCAGGAGACGACAAUGAUGAUGCGGUCAGUGUUGAAAGCGGCACAAACCCAGAGCGGCCAGACACUCCCACGAACACAGCCAAUGCCCCGGGCAGAAAGAGCUGGGGCAAAGGCAAGUGGAAGUCCAAGAAGUGCAAAUAUUCCUUUAAGUGUGUCAACAGUCUGAGGGAGGAUCACGGCCAGCCGCUGUUUGGAGUCCAGUUCAAUUGGAACAGCAAAGAAGGAGACCCGCUAGUGUUCGCAACCGUCGGCAGCAACAGAGUCACUCUGUAUGAGUGUCACUCUCAAGGAGAGAUCCGUCUGCUGCAGUCGUAUGUAGAUGCUGACGCAGAUGAAAACUUCUACACUUGUGCGUGGACCUUCGACUCGAACACCAGUCACCCGCUGCUGGCCGUGGCCGGAUCCCGCGGCAUCAUCCGCAUCAUUAACCACAUCACCAUGCAGUGCGUCAAACAUUACGUCGGUCAUGGAAACGCGAUCAACGAGCUUAAAUUUCACCCGAGGGACCCAAACCUGUUGCUGUCGGUCAGUAAAGAUCACGCUCUGCGCCUCUGGAACGUUCAUACGGACACGCUGGUGGCCAUCUUUGGAGGCGUCGAGGGCCAUCGUGACGAGGUCUUGAGCGCGGAUUUUGACCUGCUCGGCGAGAAGAUCAUGUCCUGUGGGAUGGAUCACUCUUUGAAACUGUGGAGGAUUAACUCUGAGAGGAUGCAGAAAGCCAUCCGCGGCUCGUACGAGUAUAACCCCAGCAAAACCAACCGGCCUUUCGUGUCUCAGAAGAUUCACUUCCCAGACUUCUCCACGCGAGACAUUCACAGAAACUACGUGGACUGCGUCCGCUGGCUUGGAGAUUUGAUUCUUUCAAAGUCAUGUGAAAACGCAAUUGUGUGUUGGAAACCCGGGAGGAUGGAAGAUGACAUCGACCACAUCAAACCCAACGAGUCUAACGUGACCAUUCUGGGCCGCUUCGAUUACAGUCAGUGUGACAUCUGGUACAUGCGCUUCUCCAUGGACUUCUGGCAGAAGAUGUUAGCUCUUGGAAAUCAAGUCGGGAAGCUGUAUGUUUGGGAUCUGGAAGUGGAGGAUCCUCACAAAGCGAAGUGUACGACGCUCACGCUGCCCAAAUGCACGUCUGCGAUCAGACAGACCAGCUUCAGUCGAGACAGCAGUAUUCUGAUCGCGGUGUGUGAUGACGCUUCGAUCUGGCGCUGGGAUCGUCUGCGCUGAUCCUCUCCUGACCUUCGCUGCUCAAAUCAUUGAUCACCGGCUUCUGCUGUCUUCACUUGUCUUUAUUCACUUUGCUUUUGGCUUUUGCUUUUUUUCGUUUCCAUUGUCUUUUGACUGACUUUAAUAAAAUCUAUUUUUCUAACCUA
Molecule: messenger RNA, 1526 nt
Organism: Puntigrus tetrazona (Sumatra barb)
Lineage: Eukaryota; Metazoa; Chordata; Actinopteri; Cypriniformes; Cyprinidae
Gene: eed
Product: embryonic ectoderm development
Exons: 12
Coding region: 52-1380 (442 amino acids)
Biological process (GO): negative regulation of transcription by RNA polymerase II
Cellular component (GO): ESC/E(Z) complex
Molecular function (GO): protein binding; nucleosome binding
Source: RefSeq, a predicted model, not a curated record